AUGGAUAGAAGAAACCCCCAGAACAACAGGGGAAACCCCAGGCCAUUUGACCAUGUAGCAUUAACUGACCGAACUUACAGAGAGAUCCUCUGCAGAAAUGGCCGGAUAAACGGCCUGCGUGAGUUUCGCAGCGCAUUUGAGCAGGAGAGGGUGAGCUUUAUUCACAGUAUACACAAAGAAAAAGACAAGGUCAAACGUCUUGAGGAGUUACUGAGUCACAUCGACUCAGGGAAUGACCAACAGCUGAAAAGGCAAUUUGACACCAUCAAGAACUGUGAGGCAGAAAUCUCACGUCUAAAGAAGAAUAUGGAAGCUGCAGAGUGUCAACACAAUCAGCAGGUGGACAUUAUUCUAGCAAGACAUGAAGUAGAGAAAGGACUACUCUCAGACCAGAGCAACCAGGGAACAUCCGACAGCCAUGCCAGCGAUGGUCCUCUGCAGUUGGAUGGAGAGACUACAAAACUGCUGAUGAGGAAAGGGGAUGAACUCUUAGAGUGUGUGACAGUCUGGGAGCAAAGAUACAGCGCUUUGGAGGAGACGAUGGAAGCUGCAGAGCGGCAACACAAGCAGCAGCUGGACAAGAAAGUGGCAUGGUAUGAGGCACAGACAGGAAAGCUCUCAGACCAGAAGCACCAGGGGAGGGAGACCAUAAACCUGCUGAUGAGCAAAGAGGAAGAACUCAUUCAGUUCGUGAAAGUCUUGUUGGGUAAAAACAGCGCUCUGAAGGAGAAGAUGGAAGCUGGAGAGCAUCAACACAAGCAGCAGAUGGACACCAUGGUGGCACACCAGCAGGAGCUCUCAGACCAGAGCAACCAGGCCAACCUGGAGACAUUAAACCUGCUGCACAGAAGAGAGAAAGAACUCCUUCAGUGCGAGGAAAAGUUCACCAAGAACCUGGCCGAGAAACACCAAACCUGGGAGAGCGAGAAACAACAGAUGGAGACAAAAUUUAAAGAGGUGUCUCAGGAGAAGAACGACCUGGCCAAGGAAAACUUGAGCUGGGAGACUGAGUUUAAACAGGUGGAGACUAAUCUAAAAAAGGUGGAGAAGCAGAAAAAUCACCUUGCCAAGAAAAACAAAAGCUGGGAGAGGGAUUUCAAACAGCUGAAAGAGCAGAAGGACAUGUUCUCCAAAGAUCUGGCCCAGAACUCAGAGACCUGGGAAACCAAGGUUACUUUGGUGGACACCAAAUUAAAAGAGGUGACUCAGGAGAAGGACGACCUGGCACAGCAACACCAGAGCAGCGAGAAGGAACUGAAAGAGGUUCAGGCUGAACUACAAAUGGUCGAGGAUGAGAAAAAGGAAUCAGACAAGAAAAACCUGAGCCUGGAGAAGGAAGUGAAACUGAAGGACAGGAAAGUCAAGCAGUUGGAGAACGAUUUGGAGGAACAGAAGGAAAAGUUAACCAGAGACCUGGCUGAGAAACACCAGAGCUGGGAGCUGUUUGUCAAACGGAAUGAGAGGCAUGUCAAGCAGCUGAAGAUCCAAUUGGAAGAGCAGAAGGAGAUGUUCUCCAAAGAUCUGGCCCAGAACCAAGACAGCUGGGAAACCAAGGUUAAUUUGGUGGAGACCAAAUUAAAAGAGGUGACUCAGGAGAAGGACGACCUGGCCCAGCAACACCAGAACCGGGAGACUGAACUGAAAGAGGUUCAGGCCGAAUUCAAAACGGUCGAAGAUAAGAAGAACCAGAGCUGGGAGAGGGAAGUCAAACUGAUGGAGACAAAAGUCAAACAGUUUGAGGAGCAGAUGAAGGAGCAGAAGGGAAAGUUCUCCAAAGACAUGGCCCAGAAACAGCAAAGCUGGGAGACGAAGGAGAAGAAGAUGGAGGAGGAGAAGAAACUUCUGGAAGACCUCUCUCUUCACAUGAAGAACAAGAGGAGAGGUUUGUUCUCCCGCAGGAGGGACAUGGAGGACAGAGACGUCACCUUGCAGAAAAUGCUAAGCAAGAUGCAAGAGAAGGAGAUGAAGAAGGAAUCAAGUUGGGGGGGAGCUGAGGCGAGUAACACCUCAGAGGAGACGGUGAAGACGGAGGACGCUUCUGGUGAUUCAGCUCCGGCUGGACAACAGUAA
This is a messenger RNA of Eleginops maclovinus (Patagonian blennie), 2070 nucleotides long. Its product is annotated as golgin subfamily A member 6-like protein 25. Bases 1 to 2070 code for a protein of 689 amino acids. Lineage: Eukaryota; Metazoa; Chordata; Actinopteri; Perciformes; Eleginopidae. The transcript has a single exon. The record is from RefSeq and is a predicted model, not a curated record.